AACAGAAGAAAACGCAGAUGCUGACCCUGGUCAAGAAACAGUAAUGCUGAGGUGCAUCCAGAGACAGAAGAAAGACAUUUGGGAGAAAAUGCAAGAAAUAUUAGAGGGGAUGAAGCCUUUGCCAGGCAAAUCCAGAUGAUCAAUCAACAGGAGCAAGAGAGUGAGGCAGAAGUUAAUAUUUUUAAUAUUGACUCUCAGUACAAGUAAAGAGGAUGUUCAGCACAUGGAUUUCGCUCCUGAGUCAGAAGAGGAUCAGCUUACUUAUAAAUAUAAUUGACCUGUCUGACUGAGAUAUUUUGAUAAAAUUCUCGCGGGAAAAUGCUGAGGAAACUACCUCUGACAUCUAUGAAUUGGUGACUUCAUACAAAUGGCAGAUCGAAAUAAACAUUACAAAAUGAGGUGCCCAAUGUGAAAUCAUGAAGAGCUCAACUUACAGGAUGUCAACCCUGACGAAGAAGUCAAGAAAUACGGCAACACAUUUAUCAGUGCUAAAAAUUUAAAAGAAACUUUAAAGGGAAUAUGUGAUAAUGAUGACAAGAUUAUUUUUAUGAAAAUGAGCAAGUUUCUAGAGCAGAUUCAGCUGAGACAAGCAUCAAGUGCCAAUAACUUUUAUCCAUCUAAAUUAGACACUGAGUUUGAUUCAAAAGAUAAUAUUGCUAAUUUGCAGCAUUCUUUAGAGCAAAAAAACAAAACUCUUCAAGACUUUGACAAGAUAGAUGUAGAAGGAUUAGGAAUAAAUAUUAUAACCUCUCAUGAAAGACCUGGUGCUUCCAAUGAUAGUAUAAACUAUCGAGAUGACUUGGAGGAACAAAAAGAUAUGAUAAAAAUGUCACCACACAAGUCAAUAUUUUCUCUCAAAGGAAACGAAUCUGGGAAUUUAAGAGAGAUAUUGAGCGAUCAUCAAGAGACAAAGAUGAAAGACUUCAAUGAUCAAAAUCAAGAAGACAACCGAGCAUACAUUGAUAUGAGUAACAAUACAUAACUGGUUUUCAACAAA
Moneuplotes crassus is the source of this 997-nucleotide messenger RNA. The record is from the annotation of a GenBank genome assembly. Lineage: Eukaryota; Ciliophora; Spirotrichea; Euplotida; Euplotidae.